AUGAGAGACUGGGAAAUAAUACGAAUGGGAGAAAGAAACCCUUCUCUUUUUGAAGCUAAAGGAACCACCGCUUCACUUCCAACGCUAAAAAGAAUGCUGAAAUCCAUGGGGUCCCCUUACACCACGUAUGAGCUCCAUCGCCCUAUAGAGGACGUAGACACCGACAAGGACAGGUAUAUUGAUAUCGAUGGGAAAUCUACGCCCAAGUGUUGA
This is a messenger RNA of Dovyalis caffra, 213 nucleotides long. NCBI's taxonomy places the organism in Eukaryota, Viridiplantae, Streptophyta, Magnoliopsida, Malpighiales, Salicaceae. The record is from the annotation of a GenBank genome assembly.